GCGCUGCAGCAUGGCUACGCGGGCCAAGCGGCGGCCGCCCCAGCCGCCCGCUGAGGAGCGGGACUCGGAGUCGAGCUCGGGCUCGGAGUCGGGCGACUCGGACUCGGGGGAGGACGAGAGGAUCGAGGAGGAAGUGAAUAUUGAAUUUGAAGCACAUUCAAUAUCAGACAAUGAUUACAAUGGGAUAAAGAAACUACUUCAACAGUUGUUUCUAAAAGCUCCUGUUAACACUGCUGAAUUAACUGAUAUGUUAAUACAACAGAAUCAUAUUGGAAGUACUAUCAAGCAAGCCGAAGUCCAAGAUGACAGUGGUGGUGAUGAUGAUGAUGACGAAGAUGAAGUCUUCGGUUUUAUAAGCCUCUUAAACUUAACUGAAAGGAAGGGUACACAAUGCGCUGAACAAAUCAAAGAGCUGAUUUUAAGUCGGUGUGAGAAGAACUGUGAACAGCGUGUAGUUGAACAACUGGAUAAGAUCCUAAAUGACAAUACUAAGCCUGUGGGUCUCCUACUAAGUGAGAGAUUCAUUAAUGUACCACCACAGAUUGCUUUGCCCAUGCACCAGCAGCUUCAGAAAGAGUUGACUGAUGCACAGAAAACAAACAAACCUUGUGGAAAGUGCCACUACUACCUUCUCAUCAGCAAGACCUUUACAGAAGCUGCAAAGAGCAAUUCUAAGAGAAGAGAAGGGAAAAAUCAGCAAAAGGAGGAAUUAAUGUUUGCAAAUGCAGAAGAAGAAUUCUUUUAUGAGAAAGCUCUUCUGAAGUUCAACUAUUCUGUGCAAGAGGAGAGUGACACCUGUUUGGGCGGCAGAUGGUCCUUUCACGAUGUACCAAUGAAACCUUUGCGGACUGUUAUGAUAAUCCCAGCUGAUGGGAUUAAUGCAAUUAUGGAUAAACUCAAAGACUAUCUCUCACUGUAAACUUUCCUGUGAACACUGUUUUUUAUAAAGCAGUCAUGCAGAACUAUGACUUCGCAUUAGUUUCAGAAGACUACUGUUGACUUCACGGUUUUGUACUGUUCAGAUGUUUCAUCUGUACACUUAGAAGAAAAGUAGGUGGUACAACUAUCAAUACCAAUCAAAUUAAUAUUUAAAAUAUUAUAUCGUUAAACAUUCAGUAAGAAUCCAAUGUUACAAAGAAACUUCAAGAAGUGCUCAAUGUUUUUUAACAAAAUGCAUCGUGUGUUGUCAUGUUAGCAAAGAAUUCAUAAAACUCUUCUUGUUAAGAAAAGUACUAUGUGAAUUUUUUCUCUUAUUAAAUGCAUUUAUGCCGAAAGUUCAAAAUAAUUACAUCAGUUAAAAUUGGGAUGUA
Dromaius novaehollandiae (emu) is the source of this 1310-nucleotide messenger RNA. RefSeq names its product BRCA2 and CDKN1A interacting protein (gene BCCIP). The coding region runs from base 11 to 919 and encodes 302 amino acids. Gene Ontology annotation, cellular component: nucleus. The transcript is spliced from 7 exons. NCBI's taxonomy places the organism in Eukaryota, Metazoa, Chordata, Aves, Casuariiformes, Dromaiidae. The record is from RefSeq and is a predicted model, not a curated record.